CCGGGGCGGUCCAGCGACUACCAACCGCCAACGUUGCCACUCGCUCAGCCAUGGCCUUGAAAUGGGCAGCCCUGAGUGUGGCUUUUGCAGAGGCACACGCUGGCUUCUUUGGCUGCAUCUCCACGGCCAUCGAGCAGAAGGUAGCGCGCUUCAUGUCGUAUGCAGAGCCGGAGGAGAUUGACCUGGCAGCGUUGCCGCUUUCGCCCAGAUUGGCCAUGGUGUGCGGCCUGUGGGGCCUCUUCGUGCUUCUAGGGAUUCUGGGUGUCACAGUCCUGGUGGUGGACUGUGCAAGAUCCGUGAGGGGCAAGGGUGACAGCAAAGUGGAGCGGGAGGCUAGCAUGCAGGUGCCGGCGUGCAGAGCCGAUGAUGCCGGGCAGGCGAAGCCAGAGGUGCAAAGCCAAGGUGCCGAGCCUGAGCCUUUGCCGGACUCCACAAAGGAUCUGCAGAUGGCGGCCAAGCAUGCAGAGGAGAUCCAGCGCUACGAAAAACAGGUGGCGGAUCUCAAGAAGGAUGAGGAGCUCAGCCAGAAAGAGCGGGACUUUCUGUGGGAAGAUGCCAAAAGGCAGAGGCAGGAAGCCAACGGCCUACAGGCCUUUGCCAUUUCUGCGGCCAACUCUCUGAGGAAAAUGCAGCAGGAGGUGGACGAUCUGCAGGAGCAGCUCAUCCUGCAGAAAUCGAAGUAUGCCGAGCUGCAGCAGAACUUCUUAGCUCACCAGGAGUUGAUGAUGCUGCAAGAGCUGGGCUUGUCGACGAGGGAGGCGAAGGUUUCCGCGCUGACCGAGGCCGACAAGGAGGAGCUAGCGCAGUUGCGCGAGUGGGUGUCCGCGCCGGCGGGCGCCAAAGACGAGCACCUGAAAAUCGCAGAGCUGCGCAAGGCAAACCGCCAGCUCCGACGUGACAGCCAGCUGCACAAGGCCAGCUGGACUCGCGCUAUCCAGACCUUGACGUGGCAUUGGGAACGUCAGAAGUCCUGGGCAGAGGCGUUAGAAUCAAAGCUGCGCUCGCGCGACCUCUUCGAUCCUGAUCCGGAGCUUUGGGAGAAGGACCUAGAGCCCAUCCGCCCUGUACCCCUCGAGCUGCCUCUGUCACCAGAGACCUCCUCUCCACAGGUCUUUUCCAUUUCCUCUCCACGCAGCUCAGACGGGGAGAGCGAUUCCGGAGGUUUCUUUGCCUGACUCCUCUGCCAAGCUCGGAGAUCAUGCGAUCUGAGCGUGAGCCUAAACUCUCCAGUCUCUCUUUUAGAUCCAAGUCGCCUUUUUCCCGUGGCUUGACCCGUGCCAGAUCUUGGUGUCCGUGUGGCAUCGAGCGCAUGGUUCCGAAGCUCCAAGGCCCGCCUACGGAAUCGUCUUCGCACGCGACGCAGAUUCUUUUGCUGCGCAUGACACCAGGGCCCACCCGCGGGGGCACAUGGGCUACGCCGGUUUAGGCCA
Messenger RNA from Effrenium voratum, 1430 nucleotides. The record is from the annotation of a GenBank genome assembly. NCBI's taxonomy places the organism in Eukaryota, Dinophyceae, Suessiales, Symbiodiniaceae.